UGCCGCUCGCCACNCUUCAGCCACCGCCGCCCGCCCGCACCGGUGGGCGAGGCGGCGCCCCACGCGCCUGGCUUCACCGCCGUUUCGCCGCCCGAAGACCCCGCCCGACGGACACACCAGCGCCGUCUUGGCGCCUACGCUGGCGUUUCGCAAGGUCGAAAAGGGGGCUCCGCGAGCUCAAACUUGUGGCUCCGCAUCCGCCGGAUCCCCCGCUGCUUUUUCGGGGGCGGCGCCCCUCGCGCGCGCCCAGCGAGGAGGCAGAGCGAGGCACGGGCGAAGAAGCGCGGCAGGUUGAAGGUGCUAAAAUGGGAAACAAUGGCAGCACCGCACCUGGGCGGCGGCUGCGCAGAAACUUUUCCUGCCUGGCGCGCCUUUCUGGGCCACGCGCCGGCUCCACGCCACAGCGACCGACCGGCAACAGACUACGCGCGCCCCCUUUUUUUUUGUUGUCGGUGACGCCGCUGAGUCAGGAGGAAGCGCCCUACUGA
Molecule: messenger RNA, 488 nt
Organism: Trypanosoma rangeli
Lineage: Eukaryota; Euglenozoa; Kinetoplastea; Trypanosomatida; Trypanosomatidae
Exons: 1
Source: RefSeq, a predicted model, not a curated record